Molecule: messenger RNA, 535 nt
Organism: Gasterosteus aculeatus aculeatus (three-spined stickleback)
Lineage: Eukaryota; Metazoa; Chordata; Actinopteri; Perciformes; Gasterosteidae
Gene: snrpe
Product: small nuclear ribonucleoprotein polypeptide E
Biological process (GO): mRNA splicing, via spliceosome
Cellular component (GO): spliceosomal complex
Molecular function (GO): RNA binding
Source: RefSeq, a predicted model, not a curated record
GCGGAAGAAGCCCGCCAUUACAGCAGAGCGAUCUCACAACGUGAGCGUGUCGUUGACGUACCGCGCUGAUAAAAAGGUGCAAUUUUUUAAAAUAAUACCUACCGCUGGUAUUUUCUCGGAAGAAUGGCGUACAGGGGACAAGGACAGAAGAUCCAGAAGGUUAUGGUGCAGCCCAUUAACCUAAUUUUCAGGUAUCUGCAAAACCGCUCACGGAUCCAGGUGUGGUUGUAUGAACAGGUGAACAUGCGGAUAGAGGGAUGCAUUAUUGGCUUUGAUGAGUACAUGAACCUGGUUCUAGAUGAUGCUGAAGAGGUCCACAUGAAGACUAAGAACAGGAAGCCGCUGGGCAGGAUCAUGUUGAAAGGAGACAACAUUACCUUGCUGCAGAGUGUGUCCACCUAGGACAUCUAACAUUUCUUUCAGAGAAAACUGUUUUUGCAAAUUGAUGUUGAGUAUGUUUGUUAAUACAACAUGAAUAUUGUAGUUGUUUCUUUCUAACAUUGUUUUGACAAUAAAUCUUUCUUUCUUACACCUU